Messenger RNA from Carassius gibelio (silver crucian carp), 2856 nucleotides. Its product is annotated as integrator complex subunit 11. The transcript has 17 exons. Gene Ontology annotation, biological process: snRNA processing. The record is from RefSeq and is a predicted model, not a curated record. Gene Ontology annotation, cellular component: nucleus. Lineage: Eukaryota; Metazoa; Chordata; Actinopteri; Cypriniformes; Cyprinidae. The coding region runs from base 252 to 2048 and encodes 598 amino acids.
UGAAUUCUACUCUCUUGUCAUGCAGUGGCGUGAAGUUGUUUAGCUUGUUGUGCUAACCGGUGUCUGAUUGAUCCACUAUUUGAACACUUUAAAAAGUCAUAGCUUACUUUUGGUUUACAUCCCUUGUAAGCUGACUGACAUGCACCCCUCAAGUGUUCAUAUCCGGCUAAAGUACAGUCAACGUUAGUGUUUGACCAUCAGUCUCUUGUAAACAUAAAACAUUCAUUUCUGAGCUUUUCAAAGCUGUCAAGAUGCCCGAAAUCAGAGUUACGCCUUUAGGGGCUGGUCAGGAUGUUGGCCGCAGCUGUAUUUUGGUCUCCAUCGGAGGCAAAAACAUUAUGCUUGACUGUGGGAUGCAUAUGGGCUACAAUGACGAUAGACGUUUCCCAGAUUUCAGUUACAUUACUCAAAACGGUCGCCUCACCGAUUUCUUGGACUGUGUUAUUAUAAGUCAUUUCCACCUGGAUCACUGUGGUGCUCUUCCUUACAUGAGCGAGAUGGUGGGUUACGACGGGCCCAUCUACAUGACCCACCCCACCAAAGCCAUCUGCCCCAUUCUGCUGGAGGACUUCAGAAAGAUCACCGUAGACAAAAAGGGAGAGACCAACUUCUUCACUUCACAGAUGAUCAAAGACUGCAUGAAGAAAGUUGUGCCACUCAACCUCCACCAAACAGUUCAGGUUGACGAGGAGCUUGAGAUCAAAGCGUACUAUGCAGGUCAUGUGCUGGGAGCCGCCAUGGUUCAAAUCAAAGUCGGCUCAGAGUCUGUCGUCUACACCGGAGAUUACAACAUGACACCAGACAGACAUUUAGGAGCUGCUUGGAUUGACAAAUGCCGGCCAGAUCUUCUGAUAUCAGAGUCCACAUACGCCACCACGAUCAGAGACUCCAAACGCUGCAGGGAAAGAGAUUUCCUCAAGAAGGUCCACGAAACUGUGGAAAGAGGAGGGAAGGUCUUGAUUCCAGUGUUUGCUCUGGGAAGAGCACAAGAACUCUGUAUUCUGUUGGAAACAUUUUGGGAAAGAAUGAAUCUGAAAGCCCCCAUUUACUUCUCCACCGGUCUGACUGAGAAAGCCAAUCACUACUACAAGCUCUUCAUCACCUGGACCAAUCAGAAGAUCCGCAAGACCUUCGUACAAAGAAACAUGUUCGAGUUCAAGCACAUCAAAGCCUUUGAUCGCUCGUAUGCUGAUAACCCUGGACCAAUGGUUGUGUUUGCCACCCCUGGAAUGUUGCAUGCUGGCCAAUCUUUACUGAUAUUCAAGAAAUGGGCCGGCAAUGAAAAGAACAUGGUCAUCAUGCCAGGGUACUGUGUGCAAGGCACUGUGGGACACAAGAUCUUGAAUGGACAGAAAAAACUGGAGAUGGAGGGAAGAGCAACGUUGGAUGUGAAGCUACAGGUGGAGUACAUGUCCUUCAGUGCUCAUGCUGACGCUAAAGGCAUCAUGCAGUUGAUCCGCAUGGCAGAACCCAGAAACAUGCUGCUGGUGCACGGAGAGGCCAAGAAAAUGGAGUUCCUCAAAGACAAGAUCGAGCAGGAGUUCAGUAUCAGCUGCUAUAUGCCAGCCAAUGGAGAGACGACGAGCAUAGUGACGAACCCCAGCGUCCCCGUGGACAUCUCGCUCAACCUGCUGAAGAGAGAGAUGGCUCUCGGAGGUCCCUUGCCUGAUGCUAAAAGACCUCGCACCAUGCAUGGGACAUUAAUAAUGAAGGACGAUAGUCUGCGGCUGGUUUCUCCAGAACAGGCUCUUAAAGAACUGGGUCUCAGCGAACACCAGCUGCGCUUCACCUGCCGUGUGCUGCUCCACGACCCCCACAGCGACACCGACACACUCGGCCGCAUCUACACACACCUCAAGAGUGUAUUGAAAAGUUACAGCAUCCAGCACGUCUCAGACGGCACCGUCAUCGUGGAAUCCAUCGUUAUUAAAGUGACAUCCUCGGCCGAGGAGCCCAACCUCAAAGUCAUUCUGCUGUCCUGGAGCUAUCAGAUUGCUGACUCAACAGAUACCAAAAAAAAAAAAAAAAAAUCCAGCUUUGAUCUGUGAAAGUUGUGGAGAAAGCUCUGGGGAAGGGAGACAGGAGAAUGGGAAGUCUCACUGGAUUUGAAAGCGCUCUAAUUUUAACACCCGUAAGAGAGCAGAGGAGGUUUGGCAUGUGAGACGCAGCUGGAGGCUGAGAGCAGAUACAGACACGUGUGCUCUGGUGUCCUCACGAUCUCACAGCGGCUGAUUCCAUCACUGCUGGUGUCCCGAGGCCCGGAAUCAGCAUUUCAGUCAUGCUGAAAUGGAGAAACUAUUUGCUGUUUGUGUUUAGUCACAGGAAGGUUUUGACUGAAGCUGGCCUGAGUCACUCAAAUGACAACACCAUGUUGGAGCAGCAGCGUUUCGGGCGACCCGAGUUCAAGUCCCGGCCUGAGGUGCUUCAUGAUCCCAUUCCCCUCUCUCCUUUACUUCUCUUCUCAAACUAUCCUGUCAAAAUAUAGGUAAAAGGGCCAAAACUGUCAUUUUAAAAGACAAUACAAUAGGCUUAUCUGGGACGUUAUAAGCUUUAAUAAUGGGGAUUGUUUCUGAAAAUAUAGGACUAUACAUUUUAAUCAGAAUUAGUAAAUGAUCUAAUCUUCUUUAUUGCUGCAUCGAGUGAACCUCUGGAUGAUUGCUUAUGGAUUUGACUAUGUAAUCAAAUUUACCCCUUUAACAGAUUUAUUUCUGUAUGUAUACAUGCAUGUAACUCAAAAAGAUUUAGAUUCACGCUUAAAAACAAAAAAACACAAUGUUUAAAAACUUAUUAGAGGUACUUUAUGCAGUUUUGCUUUUAAAGUUAAUUUUAACAUAUUUUAAGGAUGUUUAGCUGUUU